AUGUUAAUUAUAUAUUAUUUAAACGAUACGGAAUACAGCCGCUUGCCCCCCAUCUACCACGUUGACAACUACACCGAAUGCCUGCGACGACCCGAUGACGUGUACUGUACAGUCAACUUCGACCUGGUGUCAGAUGACCAGAGUGAACUGCUCGAAUUGAUCCAGGAGUAUUCGGAAAGAAAAAUAACACAUUUCAAUCACUCAAAAAUACGACACAGCGUCUGUGUAACUCAGAAUUGUCAACCGUAUAUACGAAAUAAAACUGCAGUAACAGCGGAGCUCCUCGAGGGAUGCCUGAACGGUACUAUUUGGAAGGACUACAAUCUGAAGACGAAAGUGGAAAACCAUUACUGUCACACCCUUUCUGACAAUAAUUUAGAAGUAGAUACUAGUGAUAUAGUAGUAGCAUUAGUGCUACUUGCAAUACUUCUACUUAAUAUAAUCGGAAGCAUAAAUGACAUGAAAUGUAUGCCAAAUAGUAAAGAAGAAAGAAGUCUAUUGUCAUGUUUUUCAAUAAGCAGAAAUUGGAAGAAUCUCGUAAAACACGCAGAUUACAAAGAUCCACGAUUAGAAAGAUUGAAAGGGAUAAAUAUCUGGAGGUGCAUAAUUUUGGUGGGCGUUGUCAUGGUUCACUGCACGUGGCCCUUCCUCAUAGCUGUCGACAACCCCUACAGCAUAGAAAUGAGCUUCUACGACUUGUCUCAGCAUGUGAUAAUCAAUGGCUCGAUAGCGCUGCAAGCGUACCUGGUGAUAUCGGGUUUCCUGCUGUCGUACAAGAUGCAGCUGUACUCGGAGGAGAAGCGUCUCAGCUGGCGCAUGGUACCGAAUGGAAUCCUCAUGAGAUAUUUAAGACUUACUCCUGUUUACGCGGUGACGAUAGCUUUGGUGGCCACAUGGAUGAAAUUCGCCGGAAAUGGGCCUUUUUGGGAAGUAUCAGGAGGCUUAGUGAGAUCUCUUUGCCGAAGUCGCUGGUGGGAAAAUCUGCUCUACAUUAACAAUUACUUUUACAAUUCUCAAUGCGUUGCCGUGGCAUGGUAUGUGGGAGUGGACAUGCAUAUGUUCGUGCUCGGCAUCAUCACGUGCGUGGCUGUGAGAAGCCAGGGGUGUCGUCGGGCCGCAGUCCUGGUAACUCUCUUUAUCCUCGGUGUGGUCAUACCAGGCGUCCACAUCUACGUGCGAGAUCUCUACCCUAUUAUGAUUAUGGAACCCCAUGAAACCCGUACAUUAUUUGAGAAUGAUCCGACUGUCAACGAGGUGUACAAAAUGAGCCACAACAACAUUGUGAGCUACGUCGUGGGCAUGGCGCUUGGCUACCUCGUGUACAGGCUCCAGCAGCUCGACAUUGACAUCAACAAGUAUAAAAAAUACCGUUUAAUUUAUUGGAGCCUGCUGCCACUGCUUAUCGUCAUCAUAUUAUCCGGCCGCAUGUUCUACAGAGAUGGCCCCAAGGAGCCUAUCUACGUGCGAGUGAUCUACGGCGCUCUCGUUAAACCAAUCUUCGCCCUCUCCUUCGCAGGCCUCUUCUGUGGAACGAUCUUUAAAUUGGUAAAUGUCUACAGGAGUGUAUUCGAAUGGAGGAUCUGGACGACUCCGGCUCGGCUGAGCUACUGCGUGUACAUCAUCCACCUGCCCUUCCUGAGAUUAUUCAUCUCUUUGAGAACCACACUAUUGACGCACUCGUCAUUAAACCAGUUAUUAAUGCUGUUCGGCGUCACCGCUGUCUCGUUCAUCGCCGCAGUGCCGCUGUUGGUGGAGGCGCCGUUCGUCGAGCUCACCAAGUACUGGAGCUCACGAGAGAACUUGCUGAAAAACCUGUCGAAUACACUAACGGCACUCAGCAGAAGCUAG
Molecule: messenger RNA, 1848 nt
Organism: Pararge aegeria (speckled wood butterfly)
Lineage: Eukaryota; Metazoa; Arthropoda; Insecta; Lepidoptera; Nymphalidae
Product: regulator of hypoxia-inducible factor 1-like
Molecular function (GO): acyltransferase activity, transferring groups other than amino-acyl groups
Source: RefSeq, a predicted model, not a curated record